CGACGAUCUCAAGAACUACCCAAAACACACAAGUAAUAUCCAAAUAAAGAAGUACAACCAAACAAAGUUUGAAGGAGAAAUGAUCACAAAGUCGCAGUCGAACAAAUCCACCUGUGAAGCUUCGACUUCCAAGGCCUGGUCACACGGUCGCUCCAAGGCGCCGGUUCGAGAGGUGGACGGACUGUCAAUACUUCAUCUUCAUCUGUUCUGGCCCCACGAUCAUAGGUGUGUUCUCGACCAUGAACAUCCCACUGUUCCCACACCUGCAGCACACUGCGGUCGCCUGCCAUCACCGAUCCACUGCCUACUUCGUUCAAGCCCUCACCAAAACAACCGACUACCAGCGCCUACCCCUCAUCCAACUCGUCCCCCAUGACAACUGGUGCAAAGAGCCGAGAGAGGAGAUCC
Molecule: messenger RNA, 408 nt
Organism: Cuscuta epithymum
Lineage: Eukaryota; Viridiplantae; Streptophyta; Magnoliopsida; Solanales; Convolvulaceae
Source: the annotation of a GenBank genome assembly